Molecule: messenger RNA, 1322 nt
Organism: Pseudonaja textilis
Lineage: Eukaryota; Metazoa; Chordata; Lepidosauria; Squamata; Elapidae
Source: RefSeq, a predicted model, not a curated record
ACGGGGCGGGGGCGGCGCCUGAGGCGGAGGCCGAGGAAGAGGAGGAGGAAGAAGGCUCGCCGUCCGGUUACGCCGCCAUGGCCGCGCUUCGGGGCUUCCUCAGGGCGCAUCCCCUGGGCCGGAGAGCGCCGGUUUCAUUGCUUCACCGGUUUCAGAGUACGCUGGUAAUCGCUGAACAUGCCAACGAGGCCCUGACACCCAUUACUUUGAACGCCGUUACUGCGGCAAAACGACUCGGGGGUGAAGUGGCCUGUUUAGUAGCAGGGACCAAUUGUGAAAAGGUGGCACAAGAGCUGAGCAAAGUGCAGGGAGUUUCGAAGGUGCUUUUCGCCGAACACGACGCCUAUAAAGGACUUCUGGCUGAGGAACUAACCCCACUGAUUUUGGAAACUCAGAAGCAGUUCAGUUUCACGCACAUCUGUGCCGGAGCAACUGCCUUUGGGAAGAACCUCCUUCCCAGAGUGGCAGCUAAGUUGGAUGUUGCUCCCGUCUCAGACAUCAUUGAAAUCAAGUCACCGGAUACUUUUGUGAGGACUAUUUAUGCAGGCAACGCUCUGUGCACCGUGAAAUGUGACGAGAAAAUCAAGGUCCUUACCGUCAGAGGGACUUCCUUUGAGGCUGCCCCAGUGAGCGGGGGCAGCGCAGCCGUAGAAAAAAUAUCAGCCCCUGCACCUGUUGGUCUGUCGGAAUGGAUGGAGCAGAAAUUAACCAAAAGUGACCGGCCAGAACUUACUAGUGCAAAAGUGGUUGUGUCAGGUGGGCGAGGCUUGAAGAGUGGCGAUAACUUUAAGCUGUUGUAUGACCUGGCUGAUCAGUUGCACGCUGCAGUCGGUGCUUCCCGAGCCGCGGUGGAUGCCGGCUUCGUCCCCAAUGACAUGCAAGUUGGACAGACGGGCAAAAUUGUAGCCCCGGAGUUAUAUAUCGCUGUAGGAAUAUCCGGAGCUAUUCAGCAUCUGGCUGGGAUGAAAGACAGUAAGACCAUCGUUGCCAUCAACAAGGACCCUGAAGCGCCCAUAUUCCAAGUUGCAGACUAUGGUAUAGUAGCUGACCUGUUUAAGGUUGUUCCCGAAAUGACGGCAGCAUUAAAAAAAUGAAAGCUAUUCCAUGUAAGGGAAGGGAUGAGCAUCUCUUCAUACAGAGAGAGAGAUUAUUUUUAAGCAGUUUAAAUUAUGUUUUAUCAAACUAGAAAUGUAAAAAUUGCCAAAAAACCCAAAAUGCCAAUGACGAUCUUACAAUGCACCCAUUUCUGCCCUUUUCAUUUGGCUCUGUAAAUUCCUGAACUGUUUUUCUAAUUCUCUAAUAAACAUACACCUGCUGUAUUU